Molecule: messenger RNA, 540 nt
Organism: Podospora anserina S mat+
Lineage: Eukaryota; Fungi; Ascomycota; Sordariomycetes; Sordariales; Podosporaceae
Exons: 1
Biological process (GO): transmembrane transport
Molecular function (GO): transmembrane transporter activity
Source: RefSeq, a predicted model, not a curated record
UACCUUCUCCCGUUAUGCUGCGGUUGGCUUGUCGAUGAGUUUUGCGACUGGAGAAGCAGGAAGAACAAUGGGGUGUUUGAACCGGAGAAUAGGUUGUAUCUCUGCAUACUUCCGCUGCUGAUUACCGGAGCCGGUUGCGUCUUGUUCGGGUAUGGAGUCGAGAGAACACUCCAUUGGACCUCAUUAUUCUUCGGCUACGGAAUGGUGUCAUUUGCGCUCACAGCAGUCCCCACGAUUACGAUGGCAUAUGUGUCAGAUUGUCUACUGCCAGUUAACUCGGAUGCUUUGAUGCUUGUCAACGGUACGUCUCUCACUUGCAUUCGGAUGAAAGAGGCUAACCAUGGUAUAGGGAGCAAAAAUAUUGUUGCUUUUGGAUUUCUUUACGGAAUCGUGCCAUGGGUUGAAGAGGUUGGCUAUGUCGAAUGCUUUGGAACUCAAGCAGGAAUCUAUGUUGCUAUUAUUGCAAUAGGAAUGGCGGUUUUAAUCCCAUUUGGCGUUAGAAUCAGACAUGCCCAGGCAAAAUGGAAGAUUAUCUUGUAA